Messenger RNA from Parasteatoda tepidariorum (common house spider), 2025 nucleotides. It is a transcript of the gene Vkor, whose product is annotated as Vitamin-K epoxide reductase. Gene Ontology annotation, biological process: vitamin K metabolic process; peptidyl-glutamic acid carboxylation. NCBI's taxonomy places the organism in Eukaryota, Metazoa, Arthropoda, Arachnida, Araneae, Theridiidae. Gene Ontology annotation, molecular function: vitamin-K-epoxide reductase (warfarin-sensitive) activity. The record is from RefSeq and is a predicted model, not a curated record.
UAAGGAUUAUGACUUGUUUGUAACCGUACUUACACAAGUGUCAAGAUUGUUUUGUAAACAAAGACUAUCUUUUAAAACGUUUUUCGUGGACUAAAAAUGGUUUAUAACAAAAAAGAGUAUGAAACUAACCUCAAAUUUAUCCAAGUUGCUACUGGUAUACUUUGUAUAUCCGGACUGAUUUUAUCCAUCUAUGCUUAUCAUGUGGAAACUAAAAAGGAAGAAGAUGAAAACUAUACAGCAAUGUGUGACAUUUCUGAACAUAUGAGCUGCACUGCUGCAUUUUCCUCGAAAUAUGGCAAAGGAUUUGGCUUACUUCAACACGUUCUAGGAGAAAAUUCCAUAUUGGUUCAACCAAACAGUGUGUAUGGCAUUAUGUUCUACUUAGGAUUCAUACCUAUUAGUGAAGUUCGAAACCUCACAGUAUCUAGACUCAUAAUUUUAGUGGCUUGCAUUUCAAAUGCUUGUUCAGUUUAUCUUGCCUACAUUUUGAUGUUUAUUUUGUAUGAUUUCUGUGUUGUUUGUGUUACAACAUAUCUUCUCAAUGCAUUAUUGCUAAUCUGUAGUAUAUUUCGAUACAGGUAUCAUGUUAUUUAUUUAGAAAGGAACUCAAGUAAAAAGAAAAAGUAAUUUUUGAUUCUUAGGAAGAUUUCAAAAAACAAAAUUUAUUUUCAUGGUAAAUUUAAAAGUCAUUUAAUUUGUUUUAUAUCAUUGUAUUAUAAUUUUGCUAUCAGAAUAUUUUAAAAUUCAUUAUCUAUAUUUUCUAGCUUUGUAUUAUUUGUAUAAAUAAAUAUAUGUAUAUAAGGAAAUGAUAAGAGUGAAAUGUUUUGUUUACUUCAGGUGGAACUUAUCUUAACAGAAAAGUGAAAGUACAAGUUGAAUGAAAAUUGAAUAGCUUGUACAACAAAAGUUUUAAUUUAAAAAAAAAAAAAAAUUUAUUUUGUUCUUAUUUAAUAAUACAACAGAAAUUUAUUUUCGACAAGUAAUUAUAUCUUUGAAAUUUGAGUGGGUGAAGGUAUUAAGUGACAUCUUUGAGUGUUGUCGGGGUAUAAAAAAUGUUCCAAGUCAUUUUGCAACAGUCAUAAAGUAACCUUAGGAAGACUUUUGGCAACAAAAUUAAAAUGUCAUGACAGCUUAAUGGCCUUUAGAGAUUUAUAGAAUUUUCCAAUUAGAAGCUUGUGCCCACUAAAUUAUAAAAAUUGUAUUUGCUGUUAUCAUUAACUAUAUCAAACUAUUUUCAUUAUAAAAACUUAUUCGACUAAAAUUCAAUUUAACUAUCAAGCUUUACUUGUUCAAUUUUCACAUGAAAUUGUUUGAAUAACACAAAAUACCUUAAUCCAUAAUCAGAAUUAUGUUUGCAUUUGUAAAAGCUAUACAUGAAGUUCUGUUUACUUUGUAUUGUCGCAUUAUUUAUUUUCAUGUUUUUGCUUCAAUGGUUUUCCAAUAUUUUCAUUUGUGGUUUAUUUUAUUUCCUGCUGAAGUAUGUAGCUUGUUGCACAAGUAGCAUAACUUAGAUUUAUUUUUUAUAAGAUGUUAUUAUACUAUCAAAACAGGUUAUUUUCAUUGCUUUAUAAUAACAUUACACAGGAAUGUUACAGUUGAAUGUGAUUUUCAAAUUAUUGUUUUAUGCUGGAAUAAUUAAUGCUUAUUUAGUGGCGGUCCACUCUCAGUACCAGUUCUUGAGGUGACAGAAAAUUUUGUUUUGUUGCAAAUAACUUAAAUCUUUAAUUGUAGUUAUAUUUUUUUCUGAAUGUUUUUUUUUUAUUUGGCAUAGAACUUCUGAUUAAUUUAGUUCAUUAGUAAAUGUAAAAAAUAUGCACUUUCCGAGUACUUCAUCAGUACAAAAAAAAAAUACUUAACCACAUUUAUUUGAGAAGAUCUCCUUCACAGUAUCAAUACACUUUUUUAUGCCAUAAAUUUUUGAUUUUUAGCCUUGGUUAUUUGAUAUCUGUUGGUUGGUCUGAUUUUAAUCCUAUUUAAUAGUUUUCAUUAAAUUAAGCUGUUUUUAAUAAAAUUGGACAAAAUUUU